AUGGUGUGCCUAAAACGAAUAGCAGUGAUGUGUCUGUUUUAUACUACAUUUAUAGUUCAUGCGAAAAAGAAUGAUUUGUUCGAUCCACGAAUCGUUGGUGGUGACGAGUGCGAGUACGAAAAGUACCCAUUCGCAGUCGCAAUUUUCACUAACUUGGUGUGCGGAGGCGUCAUAAUUUCCAAACGGUGGGUCUUAACAGCGGCCCACUGCAUCAAUUUUCAAUACAUCCGCAGUGGCAGAACCCUGUUAAGGACUGGUUUCAACUAUGAUCAACAUUUUGUUCAAAUAAGAUUCGCCGUGAAAGCAAUCUGUCACAAAAACUUUAACAUAUAUCGUAUGGGAGAUAUUGAGCAGCCUGAACUGCGCUACGAUAUCGCACUUAUCCUAAAUAACAAACCCUUUGACGAAACCAGGUAUCUAAAAAGGGCUUUUCUCCCUGAACCAGGAUUUACUAACAAAUGCGCCGAAGCGACAGCGGUAGGUGUCGGAUAUCGUUCAGAAGUAUUCUAUUUCCAAAGAUCCGAAAAUCUCGCAGCAUUGACAAGAGACCCAUUAGAAACCGAGUAUAACAGGACGUUACAGUGUGUGGAAUUACCGAUUAUUGAUACGGAAACUUGUAAAGAAACUUGGCCGACUUCGGUACUGGACUCGACAGUUAUUUGCACAAGAGUAGAGGAAGGUGGACGAGACGCUUGUUCCGGCGAUUCUGGAGGAGGAUUGUUUUAUGAAAACACGGUCAUAGGAAUUAUUUCAGCAGGUCGUGGGUGUGCUAUGCCUAAACUGGCUGCUACGUAUAGUAAAGUCGAAUCGUAUUUAGAUUUCAUAAAGGAAACUAUGCAGAACAACGCUGCCAGUCAACCUUCCGUUACGCUACUAGGCACCCAGCCGCCAUGCCUUUUCAAGUCCGUAAAAUCACUACCCGCGUCGCCUAAUAAUGUGUCCGAGGAACGCCCGUAA
Messenger RNA from Zophobas morio, 957 nucleotides. RefSeq names its product tonin-like. The record is from RefSeq and is a predicted model, not a curated record. NCBI's taxonomy places the organism in Eukaryota, Metazoa, Arthropoda, Insecta, Coleoptera, Tenebrionidae. The transcript is spliced from 2 exons. Bases 1 to 957 code for a protein of 318 amino acids. Gene Ontology annotation, molecular function: serine-type endopeptidase activity. Gene Ontology annotation, biological process: proteolysis.